AUGGAGAGCAGCAGCAGCUUUGGCGCCAAAGUAGCCAUCCCUCGGUUCAAGCGGCCCGACCAACAGACUGUUCUUCCGAGGCCUCCCCGUAUUCGUCCUGAGAAAGUGGAUAAGGCAUGCAGUAGAUGCCAGAAGCGCAAAAUAAAAUGCUCUGGCACUAGACCGCGCUGCAUCAGCUGCACGAAGUAUGACGAGGAUUGCAUCUAUCGUCUGUCACGUCGGGACCGGCUAAGAGAGGCCAUUCACAAAAUUGAAACUCUCUCUACACUGCUCGAGGACAUCCGUGGCGCCCUCGAUGACGAGCAUACAAAGAGGAUUGAUGACGCACUCAAAGAGUUUGAGAAUGACACACUUCCACUAUCGCCAUCCGUACGCGCCAAGCCAUGGAAGAAACAAUUGAAGAUGUCAUCGUCUGAUGAAACAAAUUGCGACAGGCAGGCGUUUGACGAGGCUCAUGUCUUAUCCGUAGUGGGCUCUAAUGAGGAUCUCGAUUUCCUAGAAGAAGAACUGGGAGACCUCGGAUCAAUUGAGACGGGCUAUAUGGGUCGCAGCUCUCAGAUCCAAUGGAUGCAGACUUUGGAACGAAAGCUGGAUCAGUCUGGAGGCGGGCCGUUCGACAUGCCGUAUGCGGCACCUAGAGAUAACAAGGGAGCUUCCUCUAAACGCCCUGAUGCACCUUAUGAACAUCAAAAGCAGUCAGCAAGUAUUGGACCUCUUUCGAGUUACUACUUCUAUCUUGAUAACACUGACAUCAAUAUCGACAUCGACGAUCUAGAUGUUCUUCCACCUGUCGAGAUAGCCAUAAAACUGUUCGAGUCCUAUCAGAUAGCGGUCCAUGAUCCGUUCCGGAUCCUUGACAGCUCAUUCGAGGAGCAAUUACAAAUGUACUAUCGGGUUUCCCAACCCAGCGUACACUUCCUAAGGUUGAAUCAAACUACGACACUCAUUUGCGCUCCUGACAUAUCACUCAUACAAGCGACUGGGCUUCUCUCUUUCUACUAUCUGAUUAUGGGUUAUUUUAGUAGGGCUUGGUGUGUAAUCGGCAUGUCCAUUCGAUAUGCGCAGGCAGCUGGUCUCCAUAUUAGAAAUGAGGAUCCCUCUGUUGCGACGAGCAGAAAGAAUGCAUUGGCAGAACUCUGGUGGACCCUCCAUUCAAUUGAAUGUUUCCUCACUUCCAUAACGGGACAACCACGUUUCAUAGCAAGAAAGGACUGUACAGUCCCUCUUCCGACAACCAUAAGGGAGAGGUGUGGCCCGAAGAGCAGUUCAACGCCAGAAGACUUUAUGUUUCGAUCGAAUCCCAUACCGCCCGCACUAUCGUCGGCCCAGAGUCAGGUCCGGCAAUCUUUCAACUUUAUAGAAACGGUCCCAAACCCAGACUCAUUCCUAAAUGCUUACGUGGAACUUGAUCUUAUUCUGCACAAAACACUAUCUAACCUCUAUUCUGCACGACCCGUUAUUCAAUCAUGGAAGCGUAUGCAGAAAGAGAUAUCCUCGUUAACCGCAGAACUGAACGAAUGGGCUCUGCAAGCACUUCUGUAUGGUUCAUUCAGUGCAGCAUCAAUCGCGGAGCCUGGCCUAGGACGGGAGCAAUCAGUGCUCCAUUUCUAUUACUUGAGUGUUAAGAUCUGCAUUACUCGACCUUGCCUGUGCAGACGGGACCUACGCCCAAAAGAUCAAAGCGAAGAGUCAGCCGAGUUUGACCGGAGGACAGCCGAAGCCUGCGUUCAGGCCGCUCUAGAUUUGGCAUUGUUCCUGCCUGAACCCUUUAGUCCCCGAUGGAUCUACGAGAAAGGACCGUGGUGGUCGAUUGUACACAUCAUUAUGCAGGCUAUAACGGUGCUCCUCCCCGAAUUGGCGCAGGGAGCGAUUCAUUGGCCAACAGAUCCGUCGAACAUCGCCACAUGUGUGGAGAAACUCACUCGAUGGCUGAAUGCCAUGAAGUCCAAUGAUGUCGUUAGUGAACGUGCAUACAACAUCGUACGCAAGAUGCUAGGCAAACAUGAACAAUUUAGGGAAGAUGUCGCGACUGGUCAAUGGGCAACGGAGAUGGGGGAACAACCCUACAACGAGCCAGUGGCCGCAUCCUAUAUGGCUUCUCAACCGUAUAACAACCUAGAUCUCCAGUAUCUGCAAAAAACCACCUGCCUCGACACUUGUUUCAACGAUGAUUAUUACUCUCAAGCUAACAGCGAGAAAUUUGAUCUCAGCUCCCAGGCAUGGCCUCUCAACAAGCCCCCUGCAGACUUUCUGCUCGGCCAGGCACAGUUACCGUUGUUUUUUGGGGAUCAUUCCAUGGCAAACUUCGAUCAAGGGACAGACUCCUACUGCUUGGACAAUUAUACCUAACACGGACAUUAGUCCCCACAAUAGGAUCGCGGCCAACGUGUGUAGUGGUGUCGGCGAAAGGCAAGCUAGGCA
Bipolaris sorokiniana ND90Pr is the source of this 2421-nucleotide messenger RNA. RefSeq lists its product as uncharacterized. The coding region runs from base 1 to 2349 and encodes 782 amino acids. The record is from RefSeq and is a predicted model, not a curated record. NCBI's taxonomy places the organism in Eukaryota, Fungi, Ascomycota, Dothideomycetes, Pleosporales, Pleosporaceae. The transcript is spliced from 8 exons. Gene Ontology annotation, biological process: regulation of DNA-templated transcription; DNA-templated transcription. Gene Ontology annotation, molecular function: DNA-binding transcription factor activity, RNA polymerase II-specific; zinc ion binding; DNA binding.